Molecule: messenger RNA, 1134 nt
Organism: Varanus komodoensis (Komodo dragon)
Lineage: Eukaryota; Metazoa; Chordata; Lepidosauria; Squamata; Varanidae
Product: homeobox protein Hox-B3-like
Exons: 3
Coding region: 1-1134 (377 amino acids)
Biological process (GO): regulation of transcription by RNA polymerase II
Cellular component (GO): nucleus
Molecular function (GO): DNA-binding transcription factor activity, RNA polymerase II-specific; RNA polymerase II cis-regulatory region sequence-specific DNA binding
Source: RefSeq, a predicted model, not a curated record
AUGUCACCAAUUCUGAAUGAGAUGGAAGAUCAUCAAGUCUCCCUCCCCAUCCCUUCAGUCAGACAAGAACAGGAAAUGCACAAGGCUCUUCAUGAAGAUGGCCACAAGUCCUCAGAAGGCAGUUUGUACCAAGCUCCUGUUAGGAGGGAUUAUUUUAGCCAGCAGCCGUUUCAGGCUCCGCUGGUACACCAGGAGCCAGAAGCAUCCACAGGGUCUCCAACAGACCACAAAGGUUCCCAAGAGACAUCUCUGAGAUCUCUAGGGAACAGCCACGAUCAGACCUCAAGCUUACCACCACCACCACUGGUUACUUCUUCCGGUCCUUGUGACAUCUCCACCAAUGGCACUAGCAAAGCUCGUAAGAGCCUCGUUCCAAAACAAGUCUUCCCGUGGAUGAAGGAAACAAGACACAGCACCAAGCAGAACAGCAGCCUUCCUUCUUCAGAACCCAGCUCUCCACCAACCUUUUCCUCUUCCAAGAGAGUCCGCACGGCCUACACCCAUAUGCAGCUUGUGGAACUGGAGAAGGAGUUCCAUUUCAAUAGGUACCUCUGCCGGCCACGCAGGCUAGAGAUGGCCCGGCUGCUGAGGCUCUCUGAGAGGCAGAUCAAGAUCUGGUUCCAGAACAGGAGGAUGAAGUACAAGAAAGACACCCGGGCCAAGGGGAGCGCCAGGAGGUCUCCGAGCAGAAGCCCCCACAUGAGCGACUGCUAUGGUCAGAUAGAGGCUGAGGCUGAGGAGGCCACGCCAAGCUCUUGUAGCAAGGCCCAGGGAGGGGUCUAUAGCCCCGGGGCUUACGCAGAGCUUCCUUUCGACAGCCCCUUGACAUCCGUCUCCUUGGAAUAUGGCCCCCUCUCUGUGCAAGGAGAAGGCCAUCAUUACGGACCUCCAGCUCUGCAAGGGAGCCCAGGCGAGAUGGGAGAAAAUUACCUGGGAAAUGUGCCCGAGGCUGACUCGCUCUUCAGCUUCCCCGACUGCUCCUCCACAAACCUGGACUACAGCUGUGCUGCUGAACUCCCCGGCCAUCACCAGCUCGGGCCGUCCCACUCACAUCCCAUUUACGCAGAUCUAACCACCACACAUCCUGUGCCUCAGGGAGAUUCUCAGGGACCUGUAAAUCUUAUGCAUCUGUGA